AUGUAUAUACUAGCCCCAUUAGUGCUCGGAAUAGUCAGUGCUGUACUUGCGGCAUUGAUUGACAUAUCAGAUAAGGUGCUUAACAAUUAUGGUACAUGUAAAAUAAACGUGAAUAACGGCGACAAAGAACUAUCCGUAAAGGGUGGAUCCCCCCUUCUGCUUACACUAGCUGAGCAGAAAAUAUUCGUACCCUCAGCCUGCGGAGGCAAGGGAACCUGUGGAGCAUGCAAACUACAAAUGCCAAACAAUACAGAUCCGGUGCUUCCUACGGAGCUCCCCUUCUUCAAUAAAGAAGAGUUAGCCAAUAAAACAAGGCUUGCAUGCCAGGUAAAGGUAAAGAAAGAUAUUGACAUUGCAAUCCCAGAGGAGUUAUUUAAUGUUCAAAAACUCGAAUCAACGGUAAGUAGCAUAGUAGAUGUUACCUAUGACAUAAAGGAAGUACGCCUAUCUAUAUCAGAAAAUCUAAAUUCGUUUAAGCCAGGUCAGUACAUGCAAUUUGAAACACCAAAGUAUAAGCAUAAUAAAAAAACAUUUGACACAACAUUUAGAGCAUAUUCACUUGCUUCAAGCCGAGGCUCAAAAAAUGAACUAGAAUUUCUUAUUCGAUUAGUACCGGGUGGGGUUGUAACUACCUAUACCCACGAAUAUCUAAAAGUAGACCAAGCUAUUAAUGUUAUUGGGCCCUUUGGAGAUUUCUAUGUACGAGAUACAAAAAAUACUAUGAUUUGUGUAGCGGGGGGGUCAGGAAUGGCACCUUUUCGAUGUAUCUUUAGAACUAUGCUGGAGCAAAACACAUUUACAGAAAGGGAAAUUUGGUAUUUUUUCGGAGCUAAAGCCAUUCGUGAUAUGUACUACAUGUCUUGGCUCUAUGAUUUAGAAAAGAAAUACAAAAACUUUCAUUUUGUUCCCGCUCUCUCUGAACCUCAACCUGAGGAUAACUGGAAUGGACCUGUAGGGCUUAUUACUGAGGUGCUUGAUAAGUAUCUGAAAAAGGACAUUGAUAGAACGAAUACCUUAGAAGGAUACCUAUGCGGUAGCCCUGGAAUGCUAGAUGCAUGUAUGGCGGUAAUGGGCAAAAAUGACAUGAAGGAAGAAAAUAUCUUCUUUGACAAAUUUGCCUAA
Messenger RNA from Ylistrum balloti, 1122 nucleotides. RefSeq names its product Na(+)-translocating NADH-quinone reductase subunit F-like. The transcript has a single exon. Gene Ontology annotation, molecular function: iron-sulfur cluster binding; oxidoreductase activity. NCBI's taxonomy places the organism in Eukaryota, Metazoa, Mollusca, Bivalvia, Pectinida, Pectinidae. Bases 1 to 1122 code for a protein of 373 amino acids. The record is from RefSeq and is a predicted model, not a curated record.